Messenger RNA from Protopolystoma xenopodis, 1329 nucleotides. The record is from the annotation of a GenBank genome assembly. Lineage: Eukaryota; Metazoa; Platyhelminthes; Monogenea; Polystomatidea; Polystomatidae.
AUGCCAUUCUUUCACUCUUUAAAAUCAGGUGGACACAAUCAGCCAUUCCAUCUUGUCUGCAGUAUUGAAAGCAGCACCGAGGAAAGUUCAUUAGGCCUCUUCCUUUCGUUCACUAGUACCGCCCUUCUUACCUAUCUGCUGCCAUGCCUACUCCUCGUUAUCACAAACACCAUAAUUUUCAUUAAACUGGCUCAGUUGCGAGCCAAUCGGCAGCUGCUCUUACGUGCCAGAACAGCUUAUUCCAAGCCCAGUAACUCCAGAAUCAUGAAUUCCUCUUGUCACUCAAAUGUUGAAUCUCCUGGAAUCUUGAGAACAGCUGAGUGUGGCACGAUUGCGAAAGAGGCCCAUGAAGGAAACGAAACCGGUGCCGAUGAACAGGUUAUUACUUCUUCUGUGGCUAAGACUUUACCACCGCACAACGUGACACUGAGGAGCAAGCUAAAUGGUUCAGCACGUCCACUAAUCUGGCAGAAACAAAGUAAAAGACGUCAAUGCACCAUAACUAGCCAGGGUUCUCGACGCAGGCAUGAGGUGGGCCGAGAGUUGGGUCGAGUCAUUGCCCAAUUGCUAUUAGCUUGUUUCUACCUCAUUUUUACGACUCCUGUUGCUGUUGCCACUUGCUAUCGAGCCAGCUUGACAAAUGACAAUAGCAACCAGUGUCAGCAUGAAUUCAUGGGUCACCUAACACGACUGUUAACUUCCGUAAAGGAUAUUAAUUAUGCCGUUAAUGGCUACCUGUAUUCAAUCUUCUUUCAAUUUUAUCGUGACCAAAUGGUUAGUAUUUUGACAUGUGGUCGCGUUAAUUUAAGCCAGCGCAGACAAGAUAACUGGUCAACAACUAUGGAAUUGAAAAGCUCCGCGCUAUCAUGUGCACUAAAAUUAGGGGAUAAAAGCUGUCGGUCGGUGACAAAUGUGGUUCAGAUAUUGGGCGAUAAACCAUCAGACCGACAUUUGAAAUUAUCUCAUACUUCAAUUGCUCGACCUCAAGAUAUGCAGGGUAUUGAAAAGCUGACUUUAGAGGAAGCGGCAUCAUCAAAGGGUAAACUUAUUGAUGAAGUAGGCCAGAAGGUGAUUACUAAACCCGGCAAAAUCCAGGGAAUCAGUAGUUCAGAAAGCAAGCUAAUGGGUCUAUCCGAACCACAUAAAACGGAAUAUGAUGUCUCCAAGGCAGAAGAAUUGCCUGAGACCUUGAAUAGCGCUGAGGGUGAUCUGUCUGCAGCAGUGUUGAAUAGCUCUCUCUUGGAAGAUUUCACUUCCACAUCUGCAGAUACCUCCUCAAACUACCCUGUAUUUUUGAUUAAAAAUGUUAUAUGUCAGAAGCCCAGUUAA